GUUUACUCUCAGUGCAGAAGGAUGAUACGGGAACUUGAGGCAUGACGUCUCAGAAACCAAGAAACCAAGUCACGCAUAUAUAAACCUCCUCGGUGACUCUCACCUACCUAGAAUAUCCUAUGUAAUAUCAAGAAGAUAAAGAAGCACCACACUAAGGCACUACUGUCUUUGCGCUGAUUUUAAAGACACGUUUAUGAUCGCUCAAUUCGAUCCUCUAUCACGAUGGCCAUAACCAAGAACCCUAACCUUUUGGUUGCUCCUGGAUCUCUAGUAGUGGUGACAGGUGCGAAUGGGUACAUCGGAUCUCACAUUGUCGACCAGUUCUUACAACGGGGCUACCGAGUCCGUGGUACCGUUCGUUCGGUCUCUCGAGAUCAAUGGCUGAAAGACUACUUCGACAGGAAGUAUCCGGGAAAAUUCGAAUUAGUCGAAGUGCCAGAUAUGGUGAAGAGUGGGGCAUAUGACGACGCCGUCAAGGGAGCAUCCGGCUUCGUGCAUGCCGCAGCUCCUGCUAUGGACUCAAUGCAAAGUCCCGACCCCCAGGUCAGAGUCCAAAUCGUAGUGGACAGCACGGUGCGAGCUCUAGAAUCGGCAUCAAGAGAGCCGGGGAUCAAAAGAGUGGUCCUGACAUCCUCGUCUGGAUCUGCAGUGUUUCCCAUCGCCAACAAAGCUGUUUCGAUAGAUUCAAACACUUGGAAUGACUACUCGGUUAAGGAGGCAUUUGCUCCACCCCCAUACGAGGGCGAGAAACGCAUGGUAGAUGUUUACUACGCCAGCAAGACCAAGGGCGAGCAGGCGGCGUGGGAAUGGGUGCGCAAGCACAAGCCUCACUUCACAUUCAACGCAGUCCUGCCCGAUUUCAACACGGGGGCGCCCAUAAAUGUGGCUAGACAAGCGUCCAGGAGUACGGCCGGUAUGAUCAGCGUCUUGAUUGAAAAAGGCGAAGCGAUGAGGCCAGAGGAUGUCGUUUUCCCCCCACAGUGGUACAUUGAUGUCCGUGACGACGCCGCAUUGCAUGUGGCCGCAUUGAUCUACUCUGAUGUGGUAGACGAGCGCCUAUUCGGCUUUGCUUACCCUUUCAACGUUAACGAUGUUAUACGGACGCUGAAAGCGUUAUAUCCAAAACACAAAUUCGGCGAAGAGAUCGCUGAUGUCGGUAGAGAUCUAUGCAGCGUUACAAACGAGAGAGCGGAAGAGCUACUCAGAAGACUCACCGGACACGGAUGGACGAGCUUAGUGGAUUCUCUGAGGGAUACUGCUGAAGCGUUGGGAAUACAUUGAUUGCCUUAGGUACCAGAUAGAGGUAGACACAUAUGAUGUUUGUAGGUUAGUAGGUGUUUGCACAUCCUGUACAUACCUGAAGUUAUCGCAUCUUUGAGCGGUACAAAGUGCACCCGAAAAAAAAGGGUUGUUGUAGGUAGCGUUGCAAUUGUGGACCGAUCGCUGUGUGGAAAAGAAGUGUGUGACCGUACUCUGUACUUGCGUUGAUUAACAAUACACUUUCCUACUAAGCGACGCUAACA
Messenger RNA from Daldinia caldariorum, 1523 nucleotides. RefSeq names its product aldehyde reductase. Lineage: Eukaryota; Fungi; Ascomycota; Sordariomycetes; Xylariales; Hypoxylaceae. Gene Ontology annotation, molecular function: oxidoreductase activity, acting on the CH-OH group of donors, NAD or NADP as acceptor. The coding region runs from base 223 to 1281 and encodes 352 amino acids. The record is from RefSeq and is a predicted model, not a curated record. The transcript has a single exon.